Macrobrachium nipponense is the source of this 429-nucleotide messenger RNA. RefSeq lists its product as uncharacterized. Bases 1 to 429 code for a protein of 142 amino acids. The transcript is spliced from 3 exons. The record is from RefSeq and is a predicted model, not a curated record. NCBI's taxonomy places the organism in Eukaryota, Metazoa, Arthropoda, Malacostraca, Decapoda, Palaemonidae.
AUGACUGCAGAAAUGGUAAAGCGAUUUGGCAGCCUCGCUAAUAAACUUCUGCACGCGUGUUGCCGAGAGGAAGAUGGUGGCGGUGGCGGCGGCGGCGGGGCAGAAGUAGAGGGAAAAUCGGGGGGUGGGGUGGGGAGUGCAGGACUGCCGGAUCCUUAUUUCCAAAGAGUGAAUUCCAGUUUUUCGAGCAAAAGCAGAGGAGAAGAAGAAGAAGAAGAAGAAGAAGAAGAAGAAGAAGAAGAAGAAGACGAAGAAGAAGAAAGAAAAGAAAAGAAGGGGAUCCAAUUAGUAGGAGACUGGCUGGAUCCGGAACAAAGAAGACAGAAGAAGAAGAAGAAGAAGAAGAAGAAGAAGAAGAAGAAAAAGAAGGGGAUCCAAUUAGUAAGCAGACUGCUGGAUCCGGAACAAAAAGAGGAACCGCAGAAGUAA